Messenger RNA from Stegastes partitus (bicolor damselfish), 3064 nucleotides. RefSeq names its product neural Wiskott-Aldrich syndrome protein-like. Gene Ontology annotation, biological process: actin filament organization. Lineage: Eukaryota; Metazoa; Chordata; Actinopteri; Pomacentridae. Gene Ontology annotation, molecular function: actin binding. Bases 280 to 1830 code for a protein of 516 amino acids. The transcript has 11 exons. The record is from RefSeq and is a predicted model, not a curated record.
CUGGCGACCGGACUUCCCAGGAAAGUUUUUAGCGUUUUCCGUCUUCGCUCAGUUGCUCUAAUUUUGACCUUAUUUUGCGGAGGAGCGGGACGUCGCACUACAUUCCUAAACGGCAGAUAUUUUCACGGCAGCCCAGGGUUGCGGAGCCCCCGGGAUAAAGCCAGCCGGUGUGCGGGGUCGGAGGCAGGCCACGGAUGACCAAGGGAUUGUUUAUGUAUCUUUUUGGAUCUCACGUAGCGAGUUAGAGUCGGUGCAUACUUUAUAAAUUGAUCACCAAUAAUGAGCGGACACCCGCCACCACGGCGGCAAGCUAAUGUCGGUUCGUUACUACUGACACCGCAGGAAAAUGAAUUCCUUUUCAACCACCUUGGCAGGAAAUGCAUCACGUUGUCUUCAGCAGUGGUCCAGGUGUUCACAGGAGAUAGGAACUCCAGCUGGAACAAGCGAUGCUGCGGCGUGGCCUGUCUGGUCAAAGACAACCCCCAGCGAUCCUACUUCAUCAGGGUCUUUGACGUCAGGGACGGGAAGAUGAUGUUUGAACAGGAGCUGUACAACAACUUCAGCAUACACCUCCCUAGACCAUACUUCAUGACAUUUGCUGGAGAUACAUGCCAAGUGGGUCUGAACUUUGCCAACGAGGAGGAGGCCAAACGUUUCCGAGGCCACGUGUCGGAACUAGUCGGGCGACGACAGAGGAAAACUGAGAAGAGACGCGACCCUCCAAAUGGACCUACUUUGCCAAUGGCCACUGUCGACAUCAAAAACCCAGAGAUCAACAGUGUUCAGCGUUUCCACAACAACUCUCAGGUGAACAACAUCGUGCACUCGUCCUUCCCCAAGAGGGAGAAGAAGAACAAAGGGGGGAAGAAGAAGAGGUUGACGAAGGCAGACAUCGGCACACCGAGCAACUUCCAACACAUUGGCCAUGUAGGAUGGGAUCCAAACACCGGCUUCGAUCUGAACAACUUGGACCCAGAGCUGAAGAACCUGUUUGAUAUGUGUGGCAUCUCCGAGGCCCAGCUGAAGGACAAGGAGACCUCGAAGGUCAUCUACGACUUCAUCGAGAAGAAGGGAGGCGUGGAGGCUGUUAAAAAUGAGCUACGGAGACAAGCUCCUCCACCUCCUCCAUCCAGAGGCGGUCCUCCUCCUCCACCCCCUCACCACACCUCAGCCCCUCCUCCCCCACCUCCUGCGCGGGGCCGAGGCGCCCCACCGCCUCCUCCCCCCUCCAGAGCUCCCGUCUCUGCGCCCCCGCCUCCCCCUCCAUCCCGACCGGGCAUGUCCGCCCCGCCGCCUCCCCCGCCCAGCCGAGGCUCUCUCCCGCCUCCCCCUCCACCGGCCCACGCCUCGAUUCCAGUGGCGCCUCCCCCGCCGCCUCCUCCCCCCUCAUCCUCAACUCCAUCCAGCGCCGGUGGGCCUCCUCCUCCCCCUCCUCCUCCACCGCCACCUCCCGGCCCACCUCCUCCUGCUCCUCCACCGUCCAUGGAGGCUAACGGAGGGGACAGCAGCCUGUCAUCGUCCGGGAACAAGUCGGCGCUGCUGAGUCAGAUCAGAGAAGGAACCCAGCUGAAGAAGGUGGAGCAGAAAGAGAGGCCGGUGUCCAGCACCGGCAGAGACGCACUUCUGGACCAAAUCCGACAAGGAAUCCAACUUAAAUCUAGAGAAGAUAACACAGACUCAACACCUUCCACCCCGGCCCCAUCGGCAGGCAUCGUCGGGGCCCUGAUGGAGGUGAUGCAGAAAAGGAGCAAGGCUAUUCACUCUUCAGAUGAGGACGAUGAUGACGAGGAUGAGGAGGACUUUGAGGAUGAUGAUGAAUGGGACGACUAACGAUUUUUCUCGACCCCCCUGGAUGAUCAUGACACUAAAAAUUGUUCUUGUCUUUCUAAAAAAAAAACAAAGAAAAAAAAAAGAAAUCUUUAAUUUCAAAAUUAUAAAUGUAAAUGUUCUAUCAAUUUGCUGUAUAUUUUUGUUGCCUUUAUGCUUUUUUUUUUAAUUAAUCUGUGCAAUACCUCAUUUAAUCUGUAAAUGUUUGUCAUUCUCACCUUAGGUUGUUGUUUCUCUAUCUUCGCCAUGUCUGUCUGGACUCUGUUGGCUACAUAUCUGUCUCUUAUAGCAAUAUGUCUAUAUGUCUCAUCUCUCAUUUUAACUUUUGGCUUCUUUUUUUUUUUUUUUUUUCUCCAUCGGUCUGUAUCUCUUUCUCCUCCACCCACGUCCCCAACUCUGUUCAUCACCUCCAUCUGCCACUCAGCCAUCUUUCAUAUCUGCUGCCACCCAUCACACAUGCUCCCUCCCAUGUUCCCCUGAUUAACGUGCAAUUUUAAAUCAACUUGUUUCUUGAAUCUUAGAUUUGAAUGUCUUUUUUUGUUGUUGUUUUUUUUGGUCAGUGAUUGAAGGGAGGGCUUACAGGACAACAAGACGAGUUGCCACAAUUUUUUUUUGAUUAAUCGUGUCGUCAUUGUUUGUUAGGAGGGGAAAAAAAAGAAGAAAAUUAACUAUUUUCAUACCCUAUUGCUCUGUAGUUUAUUUUUACGUAUUCAAAUGAUCCUAGUUUAGCACUCAUAUUUUCUUAAAGAAGAAAAGGCUCUUUUUUGGAAUAUUUAGCUUCAUUUGCUGUGGACUGUAAAUUUGCUCCAGAGUUUUGAGUCUUGUUAUAUUUUUGCACAGAUUGAAAAAAAGAGGAGACUCGCUGCAUGAAUACAGGACAUUUUCAGGUCCCAUCAUGAAACAUACAUUAUGCUUUAAGUAAUGACAUAGAAUACACUUGGACAUUAAGCAUUUUUAACCGUUAACACACCACACUACAUACCAUAACGGAGGCAGCCCACAGCGUCGUGGCUGCCUUUCUCUUGUGAAUUUUAGUUUUUUUUGUUUGGUCACACUACAGAUUCUGUUGAAUUUGUACUUUUUUUCUCUCUCUUCUCUCUCUCUCUCUCUCUCUCUCUCUUUUUUUUUUUUUUUUUACAUUAGCAAGCAGAGUAUUAAUAAAUGCCUGUUUGUUGGAAUCAGGUCAUUCAUCAUGUAAAGCUUGAGGAAUAAAGACAUUUUAGUUUUACACACCUGA